Messenger RNA from Gamsiella multidivaricata, 636 nucleotides. RefSeq lists its product as uncharacterized. Lineage: Eukaryota; Fungi; Mortierellomycota; Mortierellomycetes; Mortierellales; Mortierellaceae. The transcript is spliced from 5 exons. Bases 1 to 636 code for a protein of 211 amino acids. The record is from RefSeq and is a predicted model, not a curated record. Gene Ontology annotation, cellular component: Golgi apparatus.
AUGGAGGGGACGGAAGCCAAAAAGGGGCUUGGCCUCAUCAAAAAGUUCCGUGAGGAGCGUCUAUCAUCCCUGCGACCCCUCCCAGAGUUCUUCAAUACCACCCGGAUGUCAAAACCAAAUGGCCUUGCGAGUAUGUGGACACAACAAAAAGUCUGUGAACAUCCGUUGGAUGCACCUUGUCCUUACCUGCUGUAUUUCGGUGUAUGGUCUUCCUCCUUAGGCGUCGCUUCACGACUUAGUUGCAAUCUGUCGUAUUUCCGAGGCAAUUACACUCUCGUCUUCCUCGGCAUCACCGCCUAUAGUCUGUGUAUCAACCGCGCACUGAAGCCGUAUCAAUACUCGUCUUCCUCCCGUAGCGUCUCCAAUGCCAUGCUCAUGUUCAGCGUAGGAUUUGUCGUCGGUGGUACACACCUCAUCUCUAAAGUCCCGCCAGAGGGCCUCAUGCUUGGCGAAAAUAGAUAUAACAAAAGCCAGCUUCAGACGGGCAUGGCCUGCAUUGCUGUGCCGCUAUUCUUCUUCAGCUCGACUAUAGGCACUAUUUUUUACAUCGUUGGUGCCAGCGCGGUUACCAUCCUUGGUCAUGCUGCGUUCAUGGAGGAGCACAUUGAAGGCGAUUUCGCCGACACGGUUGUCUAA